Messenger RNA from Brettanomyces bruxellensis, 2163 nucleotides. RefSeq lists its product as uncharacterized. The transcript has 2 exons. Gene Ontology annotation, cellular component: P-body. Gene Ontology annotation, molecular function: hydrolase activity. Gene Ontology annotation, biological process: protein modification process. Lineage: Eukaryota; Fungi; Ascomycota; Pichiomycetes; Pichiales; Pichiaceae. The record is from RefSeq and is a predicted model, not a curated record. The coding region runs from base 1 to 2163 and encodes 720 amino acids.
AUGCAGGUUCUUCUAGUGAAUGAUGAUGGUGGUCCAAACGAUUUGGCCAGUCCUUACGUAAAAUACUUGGUGGAAGCCAUUGAGAAACAUACAAACUGGGAUCUUAAAAUCGUCGUUCCCAUUUCACAGAAAUCUUGGAUUGGAAAGGCACAUUUUGCAGGAAGAGAUGUCACAGUUAAGUAUAUAUAUUCAUCGAUCGAGCAUCCCGAGGAUAAUUCAUAUCAUGGUCCAUUUGGUCUUCCGCAAGAAAAGCUGCGUGCAAACAAGGCUUUAAAGGAGUGGUGUCUUGUUGAUGAUGGCACUCCUGCAACAUGUGCAGAUAUAGGAAUCAAUCACAUCAUGGGACGGGAUAAUGUCGAUUUGGUUUUAAGCGGUCCGAACGUUGGAAGAAAUUCAACUUCCUUAUAUGCUCUUUCCAGUGGUACUAUAGGUGGAGCCAUGGAAGGUUGCUCGCAUGGCAAGAAAGCUAUCGCUUUAUCUUUUGCUUACGAGAAGAGAUUCGACACUGAUCCAGAGAUUUUGAAGCAGGCUGCUUUGAUUUCUGUGAAAACUGUCGAACAGUUGUACAGUUCGUGGGCAGAUGGUGUUGACCUGUAUACUAUCAAUAUUCCGCUCAUUUCUGACCUCAAGUUUGGAAAGACACGUAUUUUCAGAACUCCAAUGCUCAGAAACCGUUGGAAAAAGUCCCUUUUUUCCGAAUCCUCGAGGAAGUUGGAGGAUUCCGAUAGCAGGCAUUUGGAUAUUGUAGACGAAUCAGUGAGUGCAGGCCAACUGUACAAAUGGAGUCCAGACUUUGAGCUGGUUCAUAGGGAUGUUGCCGCAAGUACCGAGUUUACAGAUGGAAAGGCAAUUUCACAGGGUUAUGUUAGUGUGACGGCCCUUAAAACGGCAUUUGCCCAAGUUGAUAAGGAGAAUACAGGAGAAAUACACUUAGAUCCAUCGUUAUCUUCACUCAGCUUGGACGAUAAACAUGGUCCAUUUGUUGUGAUCACGUAUCCGGAAGAUAGUUACCUUAAUGGACCGUUGAGAAAUGCUGUGGACAAAUACUUGCCUGGAGCUACCAUUCUUUCUUCUUUAAAGGAUGCACCUAAAGAUGAAAAGGUCUUCCAAUAUGGCGAGUAUGAGGAUUUGGAUCAUGAAAGAUUGUUCUCUGAUAAACUGUACCUUGCAAAUUCAUACACAUACAGAAAAGGGUUAAUCAGAAAGCAGUACUUUGCGAACGCUAUUGCGUAUUACGUUGCAAAGCAUCCUAAAUCCAUCCUGAAAACAGCUUAUCCCGAAACCUUCCAAUUGGAAUGUGCAUACGCGGACUUCUUGGAUGACUCUUUGGAUGAGGCUUUUGAGCUAAGGUGUACUCUCGAACAGAACACAUCAGACACUUUCAUUCUCAAGCCAAGUAUGGGUGAUCGAGGCGAUGGUAUUCGUCUAUUCAAAAAUAUUGAGCAAUUACAGGCCAUCUUUGAUUCAUUUGAAGAGGAAGAAGAGGAGACUGAGGAAGAUGGUGAUUAUAAUGCGGAAAGCUCAAAACAUGGAAUCAUUCUUUCACAGAUGCGUAACUUCAUCGUGCAAAAGUAUAUGUCUAACCCAUUGCUUUUGAAGGAAUACGGAAAUCGCAAGUUUCAUAUCAGAACAUAUGUUCUCUGUGUCGGAAAUCUUACCGUGUAUGUAUAUCAAAGAAUGCUUAUGCUCUUCAGUGAAACUUCAUAUGAAAAGCCUUCAAAUGAUACUGGAAAGCCAAUUGAUAUUGCUGGCCAUUUGACCAACACUUGUCUACAGGAUGAUACUGAUAAAACUGUGGUUGUCGAGUUUGGGAAGUCAUCAUUAAGUGAGUCCUCUAAGAAGAAGAUAUUGAAUCAAAUCAAUUCGAUAACAGCAGAAGUAUUCAAGUCUGCUCUAGAGGCAGACAGGAUUAAUUUCCAACCUCUAGGUAAUGCUUUUGAAACAUACGGACUUGACUUUCUUGUUGAUUCAGACCUGAAUGUGCAAAUUCUUGAAGUUAACGCUUAUCCGGACUUCAAGCAGACUGGUUCACAGUUGAAAAGCUUAAUCUACGAGUUGUUUGAAUGCACUUUUGCCAAGGCUGUGUUGCCAUUCUACUCUGGGUCUUCUAAGGAAGCAGAGAAUCUAAAGUCUGUUCUUUCCAUAAAAGAUGGUUUCUGCUGA